This is a messenger RNA of Manihot esculenta (cassava), 2282 nucleotides long. RefSeq lists its product as uncharacterized. The coding region runs from base 202 to 2025 and encodes 607 amino acids. Lineage: Eukaryota; Viridiplantae; Streptophyta; Magnoliopsida; Malpighiales; Euphorbiaceae. The transcript is spliced from 3 exons. Gene Ontology annotation, molecular function: ATP binding; protein kinase activity. Gene Ontology annotation, biological process: protein phosphorylation. The record is from RefSeq and is a predicted model, not a curated record.
AUCGUAAACAAACCGUCCUCUGCAGGCCCGCGCCUCUCCAUUUUCCCUCUGUCAGAACAGGAGAGAGAAGGAAAAAAAAAAGGCGAAAACCAGAAAUCUGAAGCAGAGACCUUGAGCAUGUCUAGUUAAGCUGUAGCGUCAGUGGUCCUUAACUCUUCACUCCUAACCCCGAACCAACGUUCCCAGAUCCUGCACUGAGGCAUGGCUGCCGCCUUAGAGUGCUGGUCGAGCAGAGCCAGCACUGACGAGGACAUGGUAGAUCAUGUUCUGAUGCGAACCCAUGAUAGAUCAGAAACCACGUUACAAUCAGAAAGUUUCUCCACAUUGUCUUCAAAUCUUUCAAUCAAAGACACAUCAUCCGCAAUGCAGAAGCGGUUUCAGAGACUGAGUCGAAACGUGUCGGAAGCGAUUGCUUCGCUUAGAAACUCACUGAAUCUUGACUCGUCUCGUGAACCCCAACUGCAGGUUCUGCAGCUGCAGCAGCAGCAGCAAGCCCCGCGACAAUGUAACAAAGGAACUAAGAUUGAGAGUUCCCGGAAGGUCGUGUGGGCUAGUGUUGUAAGAAACCUCACGCUUCUGUACCCAGGUAGCCAGUUGCCGGAGAAGCUCGUGUCCAACAUUAGAAAGCAUUACGAUUCCUUGCCUCUCAGCUAUGCACAGGCAGAGUUUGAUAUGAAGGAUGUCUUUCUACACAUGAAGUUGAUAGAGCAGGCAUCGGUGGAUGAACAACCAGCAACAGUGAUACAGGAAGCAUCUGAUGAUGAGAUACAGGAUUCUGUAUUCAAGCUUACAUUUGCUUGUAACUCUUCGAUUUCAUGGCCUGUAAUGUCUGAUGCAUUAGAUAACGCUUCAAUUUGCUGCAAGAAGAUUCAGAUCUUUGAAAAGAAGGGGUUUACACUUGGUGUGGUUCUUCUUUUAGUUCAAGCUGGACAAGAGAAACCGAUCAGAGCCUGUAUUGAAAGUGGUUUAAAAUCUGCUAUGAAGAAGCCCAAACCAACUGUAAUGAAGAUUCCAUUUGGGCUUUGUGGGUGCCAAGAAGAGAAUAGUAGAGGCAGAGAUUUUGGUGAAAUUGAAGAGGAUCCUGGUGAACACAAUUACAGGAAUGGCACUGAGAAUUUGGGCGUGAAGAUUGAGCUUCAGACGCCAUUACCAAGUUCAUCUUUUGUGGUAUCAGUUGAUGAAUGGCAAACGAUUCAAUCAGGUGGAGAUGAGAUUGGGAAAUGGCUUUUGAACUCUGAUGAGCUUGAGUUUGCUGAUCAGAUUGGACCAAAUUCUUUUAAGGGAGUUUACAGGGGGAAAAGGGUUGGAAUUGAGAAGCUAAAAGGAUGUGACAAAGGGAAUUCUUACGAGUUUGAACUCCAUAAAGACCUAUUGCAGUUAAUGACUUGCGGACAUAAAAAUAUCCAGCAAUUUUAUGGUGUUUGUGUUGAUGAAAAUCAUGGCUUAUGUGUGGUAACUAAAUUAGUGGAAGGUGGUUCUGUUUAUGACUUGAUACUAAAGAACAAGAAGCUUCAGACUAAAGAGAUCAUAAGGAUUGCUUUAGAUGUAGCUGAAGGGAUUAAAUUCAUGAAUGAUCAUGGUGUUGCAUAUGGAGACCUUAAUACACAGAGGAUUUUAUUGGACCGGCACCGGAAUGCGUGCUUAGGGGACAUGGGUAUAGUCACUGCUUGCAAAAGUAUGGGUGAGGCAAUGGAGUAUGAAACGGAUGGUUACCGUUGGCUAGCCCCCGAGAUCAUUUCUGGUGAUCCAGAGAAUGUCACCGAGACAUGGAUGAGUAAUGUAUAUAGUUUUGGGAUGAUGGUUUGGGAGAUGGUGACAGGUGAGGCAGCCUAUGCUGCAUAUUCACCUGUGCAGGCGGCGGUUGGAAUAGCAGCAUGCGGCCUGAGACCGGAGAUUCCCAAGGACUGUCCAAAAAUUUUGAAUUCUCUGAUGACUAAGUGCUGGAACAAUAACCCAUCAAAACGUCCUAUGUUCUCUGAAAUUCUGUCAAUUUUAUCAAGGUUCAGAAACAGCAAUAGUAGGUAAAAAUUGAAAGUAUUUUGAUUAAUAUAGUUUAAUUUUGUGUAUAAAAAAAAAAUUGCACCUUAUCAAGGAGGUGCUAUGUAGCUUUUUGAAGCUCAUGAUCAUCAUUUAGCAGAAAUGAAGAUAGGGAAGUUGUUUUUCUCAUGAAAAUGAAAGAGCCAAUAAUGUGUGUUGAUUGCUUUUGCUUUAUUUGGAAUGUUACCAUUGUGCAUUGUGAAUUCUUGAAAUAAAAUAAGAUUUGAUGCUCUCUAUGCUUAUUA